UUUUUAAUGCACAGAAGGAGCUCUGCUGCCCGGAUCGUUUCGAGCGUCCCUCCGCUCCCCUUCAUCAUGUUGUUAUUAUAGUUUGGAGCUCGCUUGUGCGUGCGUGUGUGCGUGUCUUUUGUUUUUUUUCCUGCUGAAAGCCUUUUGAGUUGAUUGGUGCCAGGCAGGAGGGAGGACUCGGUUCCUCUGCCAGAGAAAAAAACAGAAAGCUAGAGGAAGAAGACGAGAGGAGAAAAGAGAGAGAGAGAGAGAGAGGGAGAGAGAGAGGGAGAAUGCAACAUCGGUGUGAUUUCUGCACUGAUUUACCACAAUAAGGUGGUUUUAAAGUGGCGGAUUGCACAUCCAAGCUUUUAUUCUGCUCAAUGCACGGACACUAGAAAAGAAAGAAAGAAAGAAAGAAAGAGAGAAAGAGAGGAGGACAAAAAAAAAAAACGGAGGAAAGGCGCUGCAACGUUACAAGUCGGGGGAUCACCACCUUAAGACCCCAAGAGAGUCCUCUACUUCUAGGGUCUCACCCCCUAAAACAAGUGGAACGAUGUCAUCUACCAAAUUCAAGAAGGACAAGGAGAUCAUAGCGGAUUAUGAGACCCAAGUGAAAGAGAUCCGUAACCAGCUGGUGGAGCAGUUCAAAUGCUUGGAGCAACAGUCUGAGUCUCGUAUCCAGCUGCUGCAGGACCUGCAGGAGUUCUUCCGUCGCAAAGCAGAGAUUGAGGUGGAGUACUCCCGCAGCUUAGAGAAACUGGCUGAGAGGUUCUCCUCCAAGAUCCGCAGCUCCAGGGAGCACCAACAGUUCAAGAAAGACCAGCACCUGUUGUCCUCGGUAAACUGCUGGUACCUGGUGCUAAACCAAACAAGGCGUGAGAGCCGUGACCACGCCACACUCAGUGACAUCUACACCAACAAUGUCAUCCUCCGCUUGGCCCAGAUCAGCGAGGAUGUCAUCCGCCUGUUCAAGAAGAGCAAGGACAUUGGGAUCCAGAUGCACGAGGAGCUCGUGAAGGUGACGAAUGAACUCUACACUGUGAUGAAAACAUACCACAUGUACCACACUGAGAGCAUCAGCGCAGAGAGCAAGCUGAAGGAUGCCGAGAAACAAGAGGAGAAGCAGUUCAGCAAGUCGGGAGAUCUCAACGUUAACCUCCUGCGCCACGAGGACCGCCAACCGAGACGAAGCUUUGUCAGGAAAAUUGAAAAGAUGAAAGAGAAGAGGCAAGCCAAGUACUCAGAGAAUAAGCUGAAAUGCACAAAAGCCCGGAAUGACUAUUUGUUGAACCUGGCAGCAACAAAUGCAGUUGUGGCAAAAUAUUACAUCCAUGACGUCUCUGAUAUGAUCGAUUGCUGUGACCUGGGCUAUCAUGCAAGCUUGGCACGGACCUUCAGGACGUACUUAUCUGCCGAGUACAACUUAGAGACAUCACGCCACGAGGGACUGGAUAUCAUAGAGAAUGCAGUGGACAACCUGGAUUCCCGCAGUGACAAGCACAAGAUCAUGGAUAUGCAUAACCAGGUGUUCUGCCCUCCGAUGCGAUUUGAGUAUCUGCCACACAUGGGAGAUGAGGUGUGUCAGGUGAGCGCACAGCAGCCGGUCCAGACCGAACUCCUGAUGCGCUACCACCAGCUGCAGUCUCGCUUAGCCACGCUAAAGAUUGAGAAUGAGGAGGUGAGAAAGACCUUGGAUGCCACCAUGCAAACGCUGCAGGACAUGCUGACGGUGGAGGACUUUGACGUGUCGGAUGCCUUCCAACACAGUCGUUCCACUGAAUCAAUUAAGUCUGUGGCCUCUGAGUCGUACAUGAGCAAGUUGAACAUAGCCAAGAGGAGAUCGAACCAACAGGAGACGGAAAUGUUCUACUUUUCAAAAUUCAAGGAGUUCCUGAAUGGCAGUAACCUCAUCAUUAAGCUGCAGGCCAAGCACGACUUACUGAAGCAGACGCUGGGUGAAGGGGAAAGGGCUGAGUGUGGAACUACAAGGCCCCCCACCCUUCCCCCUAAACCACAGAAAAUGCGGAAGCCUAGGCCUCGCUCCUCGUAUAACCAUAAGCUGUUUAACGGCAAUAUGGAGUCCUUCAUCAAGGAUUCAGGACAACCAAUCCCACUUGUUGUCGAAAGCUGUAUCAGAUACAUCAACCUAUACGGCUUGCAGCAGCAGGGCAUAUUUCGUGUGCCGGGAUCACAGGUGGAAGUCAAUGAUAUUAAAAACUCAUUUGAGCGAGGUGAGGAUCCCUUGAUUGACGACCAGAAUGAGCACGAUAUCAACUCGGUGGCAGGGGUGCUGAAACUGUACUUCAGGGGACUGGAGAACCCCCUGUUCCCAAAGGAGCGCUUCCUGGACUUCAUCUCCACCAUCAAGCUGGAGUCUGGAGCUGAAAGAGCGCAUCACAUCCAGCAAAUCGUUGUGACUCUCCCUCGCACCAUCAUAAUUGUCAUGAGAUACCUUUUUGCUUUUCUCAAUCAUCUCUCCCAGUACAGUGACGAGAACAUGAUGGAUUCAUACAAUUUGGCAAUCUGCUUUGGUCCAACCCUGAUGCCCAUCCCAGAUGGACAGGAUCCUGUAGCAUGCCAGGCACACGUUAAUGAGGUCAUCAAGACCAUCAUUGUCCACAAUGAAGUCAUCUUUCCAAGUCAACGUGAGCUGGAUGGCCCAGUGUAUGAAAAGUGCAUGACUGGGGGGGAGGAGUACUGUGACAGCCCCCACAGCGAACCUGGAACUAUCGACGAGGCCGACAAUGGAACUGAACCACACACUAGCGAUGAAGAGGUUGAACAGAUCGAGGCCAUCGCUAAGUUUGACUACGUGGGACGCACUCCCAGGGAGCUGUCGUUUAAGAAAGGAGCCUCUCUGCUUCUGUAUCACAGAGCGUCUGAAGACUGGUGGGAGGGACGUCACAACGGCGUCGAUGGACUCAUCCCGCAUCAGUACAUUGUUGUACAAGACCUGGAUGAUGCUUUCUCAGAUAACCUCAGCCAAAAAGCAGAUAGUGAAGCAAGCAGUGGACCAUUGCUGGACGAUAAGGGUUCAUCCAAGAAUGAUGCCCCAUCACCAUGCGAACAAUCACCUGAUUAUAACUUUGGAGGAGUCAUGGGGAGGGUAAGGUUACGUUCCGAUGGAGCUGCGAUCCCGCGUCGUCGUAGUGGCAUGGACACCCACAGCCCAACUAGAGUGGCUGACACGCCGCCACGGGCUGCAGCCUGUCCCAGCAGCCCCCACAAGGUUUCCAUCAGCAAAGGUCGGCUAGAGAGCCCAGAGAAGAGGCGCCUUGGCACCUUUGGCAGCGCAGGAAGUAUCAACUACCCAGACAGAAAGGCAUAUCCUGAGGGCCAUCCUCUGAGACCGGUACCAGGAGCCACUCGUCACAGCAGCCUUGGGGACCACAAAUCACUGGAGACUGAAGCUCUGGCUGAGGAUAUAGAGAAAACUAUGACUACAGCACUCCAUGAGCUACGUGAGCUGGAGCGACAGAACACUGUUAAACAGGCCCCCGACGUGGUCUUGGACACCCUGGAGCCAAUGAAGAACCCAGUCAGCUCUGAGCCCGGCAGUCCGCUGCAUACCAUCAUGAUCCGUGACCCGGAUGCAGCCAUGCGCCGCAGCAGCAGCUCCACCUCUGAAAUGAUGACCACCUUCAAACCUGCUCUCUCUGCCCGGCUGGCUGGGGCUCAGCUACGGCCCCCAACAAUGAGACCGGUGCGCCCUCCUCCCACCCAGCACCGCUCGAGCAGCUCCAGUUCUUCAGGUGUCGGCAGCCCUGCUGUAACACCCACUGAGAAGAUGUUUCCAAGUAACAACACAGCUGCUGGUGCUAAUAUGAAUACAUCCAGUGAUGGCGGGGAUAAGUCGGGUACCAUGUAGCAAAGGUGGAAUCUGCUAGGUGGGGAGGUUGAAAAGCUUUCCAAAUAAGGAGAAAGCUUAUGGAAAUGGGUGCUGAUGUGUGAAAAGCAGAUAUGGAUAUUUUCCCUUUCUGUUUUGUGCCUGACUUAAUUCAUAUAUUCAGGAAGCUCCUGAAGCGAGCCUACAGUACGUUACCAUGGUGAUAAAGAGGAGGAAGAAGCUGUAGAGGUGCGAUAGCGUAAAGCUCAACUCUCUUUGAAACUUGAUUUAACUGCAGAAAUUGUGUAUAAGAAUACAUGGAUUUCAGUUUUUUACCUCAGUUUCAUCAAAAAAAAAAAAAAAAAUCUGUGGCCAUGUUCUCGUUUCACAGAUAAAAAUAAUGCAAGUGAAGCAAUACUUGUGUGAAAUUUGGUAUUACUUUCCACCCAGCACUCCUUGUCCAGUGGAUGUUUCAGUCAUUCCUGCCGAUGGUGUAUGAAACAAACGUCAUCUGGACGGGUGUAAACAUUCAGGCUAAAAAUACCAUGUCUGUUUACCAUUUAGGUCACAGGCCUUAUGGCUGUACAUACAACCUUACUUGAAGUUGCCAUGCUUUCUGUUUGUACUAUAAUACAGUGGAUGUUCAGCAAAGUAACAACUUAGUGACAUUAUAUACGUCUGCAUGCAGGGUUUGGAGAAAAUAAGGAAAACAUUAACGACUUCCAUCAUUGAGCGGUUUGUAAUGAUGUGGGAUUUUCUCAUAUGGUCAUCAUAUAUUCAAGAUAUUAGUUUAAACCCUAAUUCUGAAAGAGACAAGUAAUACAUCGAGAUCUUACAGUAUUAUAUUUUAAAUCUGCCAUGUGUGUGGCUAUUGGUACUAGAUGUUGUACCUGAAGAAUCCCGGCAUGAAAAGGAUCUCUGAAGUCUUAAAUAUUACUAAUCAACAAGUCAUCCUCCACCGUCAUGUACGAACGGACAGUGGGCAGACUUAACAUGGCUGUUUCCAUGUUUUUAUUCCUAUGUCCUCUAUAUGAUAUCCAGAAAAACUAAUGCACCAACUAAUGUAGGAAUCCUGUGGUAAACCUGUACAUAAUAAUAUAGCUAGUAAUUUUUUAAGUGUUAAUCUUGUACAGGCUGAUACGGGAGAAAAAAAGGCAUAGGGUUGUGGGCUGUAAAAUGGCACUUGUUAAGAUAAUAAUCCACCUUUUUAUCAUCUUCAGUGAACUGCAAACAUGUUCUUUGGCUGUAGAUAUAGAGUUCAAGUCAUUUACCUUGUACUGUGUGCUUAGAAUGCAUUUGGUAAUUGUACUGUAGAAAACUGAUUGCUGUCGAACAGACGACAAAGGCUGAAUAGAUGUUUUUGAUUAUGUUUUUGACACCCCCUUUUUCGCACCAUGUUUGCAAAAUUUGAACUGCUGCCUCUUCAAUUCUAAUUGGGGUUAUUUUAGUUACUGCUUAACAUACACUGAAAAGUACCCUCUGAUAGUUCCUCUUCCAAAAUUAAAAUGUGACACACAAAGGAACCUGGUGAGUAGAUGCUGUGAGAUACUGAUAUCACAGCUGUUUCCUUCCUCUUUUUUUUGUUGCUGAAUACAGUUAUGCUCUGACUUGUUCCUUUUUUUUUUCAUUGGAAGAAAACUUAAUAGAGAAUAAUUCAGUGUUUAUAUCUACUGUACCUCUUGUCAUUCUGACAGCUCUAGUCCAGAGACCUUGUUAUCCGCAUCCCAAAGAGCCUGCUCUGUUCUGCAUGUUUUUGCGCUGUAGACUGACUCAUAUUCUGGGGCAGUUAAACAAUGGCUGUAUGUGGUGCCUUGCCUUGGUAAAACGCACAAAUUAAUUCAAUAUUGGAUGUUUGUUUUUUUUUGUUGUUUUUUUCUUCCCUUAAGAAAUGGGCCUUAACAUUUACGGGGAUUGGGAAUUCUGAAUUAGCUGCUUGCUGCAGUUGCUAAAAUAGAAGUGACAGAGAUUGAACGCUUGAUUGAGCAAAGGAAACUUCAAGAUUAGCAUGUAAACAGGCUGUGAUUCCACUCUCAACUCUGCAGUCAGUCUGUACCACCUGCAGAUACGUGCUGUAAACUAAAAAUAAUUGCUUGUUGUCAAUGGAUUGUUGGAUUGUUGUCCUUUUCUUUUGGUCACAGACAGCUCUAUAAAUGUCCAGGGUGGAAGAACAGAGAGCUCAUACAGCCAAAUAAAGGCAAUACAGCAUUUAAAGUCAUACAGUGCACUCACAUCCUCUACUGGUUCUUGCCGGUAUUGACUCUUGAUACCGUCACCUUUACAUGGGCAUUAUGAGUAUGAUCUGAAGCUGAUAUUACAAUCACUAAGCUCAUCCAUAUAGUUCUGUUUGUUUGUUCUGGUUACUGUUUUGCACCUGAUGAAGUCCAUGAAAAAAAAAAAAGAAGAAGAAGCAUAUGUUUAUAGAAAUAUGAAGAAAGCACACACAUUUCAAAAGGUGUCAAAGUAUCAUAAUUAUAUUUAACUAGACUGUUUGUUUUUUUUAAUUUAUAGACACUUGUGUAAGUGGAGCAGAAAAUUUGAGUGCCUUUUGUGCACGACAUCAAUUUUUAUUGGACUUUUAUAUUUACUUUUUUAACUGUAAUAUGUUGUCUAUUAGUUGUCACGUUUAUUAAAAACUGAUGUUGCUUUUUUAUCUUUACUUUCUAUUGCUACUCAGUCAACAAACCACCAUAAGAAAUACAACGUGUAAAGAUGUUCAUGAAUUACAGAAGAAUCAUCAUGAAAUGUUCGUCUGUGUUUGGGGGCGAAUGCUGAAGAAUAAGUUAUAAAAAAUAAAAAAAAACUACUGUAUACACAGUCUACUGGUGAAGUUCAGUAGAGUCAUCUCAGAAUAUUUCAUCUUUUUGUUUUUAUCCGUGCCUGUGCUGUGGUUGAGCCGUAACUCUUCUUAUUUAGCUCCAUCCCUUUCAAAACGAAAUCAUUGCAGUAUUGUUGGAAACAGCGGGACUGAUAUGGACCCUCUUCUUGCAGAGGUUAUAAGGCACUUGGUGCACUCUCCUUUCCCCUUACAUGUGAUGUUACGCUGACAUUUUCUCUCCUGGAGUGUGUGCUGAAAUGAGUAACACUGUUUGUCUGCUGAAGACAUUAAGUUAAUAUUCAAAAAGGACGUCACGGUGAGAGAGCAGACUGAGAGCCUGGUCAUGUUGUGGGGACCGGAGUGUGAGUUGCUGUCACACUGUAUACCUUCUCUUUAAUUGUUUGUCUAGUGAUGCUGUUUGUUGAUGAGUGUCUGGUUGGUUGAAACCCUGUGAUGUAAUGUACACCAUACCACUGACUGGAUGUUGAAAACCCCUGCGUCCAAAUAAAACCAUUAUUGCUCUGUGA
This is a messenger RNA of Larimichthys crocea (large yellow croaker), 7150 nucleotides long. RefSeq names its product SLIT-ROBO Rho GTPase activating protein 3 (gene srgap3). Bases 536 to 3850 code for a protein of 1104 amino acids. The record is from RefSeq and is a predicted model, not a curated record. Lineage: Eukaryota; Metazoa; Chordata; Actinopteri; Sciaenidae. Gene Ontology annotation, molecular function: protein binding. The transcript is spliced from 22 exons. Gene Ontology annotation, biological process: signal transduction.